AUGUUUACGCGGUGGAAACGUCGGAGCCGUAGCGCGGGGUCGCCCUUUGGUGCGCCCGCGCCGGCACGCGAUUGGCGCCCCGCGCGCCAGGUGCUCACCCCCUCACCCCGCUGCCCCCCGCUCCACCACCGCCCGCACAACGGAUCGGCGCGCGCGUUUAGUGCGGUACCGCCGUAUCGAUACGCACAUAUCGAUGCCACUCCCCACGAGGCCUUCUCGCAACCCUUAAUUGCGGCCUCAGCAACAGCUUAUGAUGCUACACGGUUACGCCUGACCUGGUGGUCCUCUCCCUUAAAUAGCGGCAACGGCACCCUCUUGCCCUACUUACGCUAUCCUUCCAUCCAUUCCUAUCCUAUUGAU
Molecule: messenger RNA, 360 nt
Organism: Iphiclides podalirius (scarce swallowtail)
Lineage: Eukaryota; Metazoa; Arthropoda; Insecta; Lepidoptera; Papilionidae
Source: the annotation of a GenBank genome assembly